Molecule: messenger RNA, 6838 nt
Organism: Phascolarctos cinereus (koala)
Lineage: Eukaryota; Metazoa; Chordata; Mammalia; Diprotodontia; Phascolarctidae
Gene: CCDC50
Product: coiled-coil domain containing 50
Cellular component (GO): cytoplasm
Molecular function (GO): ubiquitin protein ligase binding
Source: RefSeq, a predicted model, not a curated record
UGGGGGUGCAGUAGCACCAAGGAGCCUGCAGGGGAGGCUCGGAAGGGAGGCUGCGGGCAGUUCUCGCCGUCCUCCUGGCCAGACCGGCAAUUGCGGUUAAAACCUGCAGCUCUCCCCGCCUCCCUAGGCUCUCUCUUUCCCGGCCGGCUUUCUGUCCCCUCUCUCUCGCCGUACCGGCCGCUUUGUGUCAAUUUCCUGGCUUCUGUUACUUUGUGUCAAUGGGGAGCUGAGCCGGAGAAGAGGAUGAGCAGGUGGUCCAGGUGGCUGCAGCUUCCCUAGUGCGGCGAGGCGAGCGAAGGGAGGGAGAGGCGGACCAGCAGGAAGAGGUGGAGGAAAAAGGUGGGGGGCGCUCAGCCUGCUCGCCUUUGUUUCCGAACCCCUGCCCGGGGCUGCUCUCCAGCCCCAGCUGCCCGCUCCUACACCCUCCGCGAGCCGGACUGGGCCGCUCUCCGGCAUUCCCACCGUGAGCACGGCCCCGGCCGAGGCAGAAGCAGGAGCCGCCGGGGAGAGGAGGCAGCACUUCCAACAUGGCUGAAAUCAGCAUCGACCAGUCCAAGCUUCCAGGAGUAAAAGAAGUGUGCCGGGACUUUGCCGUGUUAGAGGACCAUACGCUGGCACACAAUCUCCAGGAGCAAGAAAUUGAACACCACUUGGCAUCCAACGUGCAGCGAAACCGCCUGGUUCAGUACGAUCUUCAGGUGGCCAAGCAGCUGCAGGAAGAGGAGGACCUGAAGGCCCGUGCUCACAUCCAGAAACGCUACAAAGACAUAGAGCAGCAGGACUGUGAAAUCGCUCAGGAAAUCCAAGUGAAGCUGGUCAUUGAGGCGGAACGCAGGCGCCGUCAGGAGGAGAAGGAUGAGGACAUUGCUCGCCUGUUGCAAGAGAGGGAGUUACAAGAGGAGAAAAGGCGAAAGAAGCGCUCCUCAGAGCACCCGGGGCCCAACACUUAUGAUGACAGUUACUACCUGACCAAUGGAGAUCCUCCAAGGUCAAGGAGGAACAGAAAGCUGGGUUCUGAGUCCCCAAGGUCUCGAAGGCACCAAGAAGAUAGGCCUGUGAGGAGGAGGAGGGAGAGACCUAACAGGCCUUCAGAAGAUGUGGAAGAAUGCCAGGACCACUACAGCAUGGAGAAUUCUGGGUCACCACUCAGGCUUAGCAAGACAAGGGAUGAUCCCCAGACUAGCUGGGAACCCCAGGAAAGGAAGUCCCCUGGUCAUGAGAGACUCCCAAGAUCUCCCGUUCCCAAGAUCAGUGGGGAGGUUUUACUGAGCACUGAGAAUGAUUGGGACUGCAACCUUGGCCAUGGUUCUGUGAGGCAUUCCGACAGCCCUCGAUCCUACCACCAAGACCGACUCUCACCCAAGUGCUCCCAGAAGCCAGGGUCUCAUAGGAAAGAAGAAAGGCAUAAGAGAGACCACGGGAUGGGGGAUUCAAGAGAUAAGAGGGAAGGUCACAGGACGAGGACACCUCUCUCCUCCCAGAGUGAGGAAAGGCACUAUUUCAAUGAAACAGGAAUGAAGCCAAGGGGGACAAAAGAAGCCAUCUAUACACAGCCAAGAAUGGCCCACAGGGAGCAGGAAUUGUACGAUGCAGAAAUUGCCAGGAAGCUUCAGGAAGAAGAACUCAUGGCUAAUCAGGUGGACAAGAGGGCAGCCCAAGUGGCACAGGAUGAGGAGAUUGCCCGGAUGCUCAUGGCUGAAGAGAAGAAAGCCUACAAGAAGGCAAAGGAAAGGGAGAAGUCCUCCUUGGAAAAGAGGAAGCAGGAUCCAGACUGGAAGUCCAAAGCAUCAGAACCAGCAAGGCCCAAGUCAAGAGAGGCCCAUGAAGCAACCUGGUCGAAGAGUGAAAAGCCAGCUCGGCCGCCACCUCCCGCCAUGAUGGAUGUUGAGGACCCAGACUACACACAUUUCACAAACCAGCAUAGUUCCACACGUCCAUUUUCCAAACCUGAGUCAUCUCAUAAAGGUCACCGUUCCAAGCAGUAAAGAUGAAGAACCAGCCUUGGAUCGGACUCCCUAGUAGUCGAAGUUACUGGAUUCGAUCUGAUGCCUUCCUCAUUUGGUUCUGUUUGGUUUUUCCUCCAAAGUUUGCGUCACCAGAACUGUGUCCUCUCAGUCCCCCUCUGGCCAUUCAAAGUAUUUGUUUCUUUUCAAAGGUUCUAAUUCCUCCAGCUUACUUGGGCAGUAUAAUAAUCUCUAGAGCUGGGCUGUUCCUCAGUGUAGCCACUCCUUGGGGUGAGGAGUUUAUUUCAGAGAUCUUUGAAGUCCUAUUUUGGUCCAAGGGAAGAGUUUGCUUUGGUACCCCCUGAUUUUUAUUGAAGGAGGCCUUGGCUGCAACCACAUAGAACAAACUCCUGGAAGAAAUCAUUUCAGUUAUUUGUGCACUAGGUGAUGUUGUGAGAGAUGGUGUUUACUCUGCUCUGCAAGAAACUACAUCUCCUUCAUGAAGUGUAGAACAAGCCAAAAAAGCAUGACAUCCAAAGGGACAAAGGGGCAUAUGACCUAGCCCAAUGGGAAUCUUUCCUCUUGAAUAGCAGAAAGCAGAGAGAUUCAUGUUACAUAUAUAAACCCCAGUUCCAACCCAAUAGGAAAAGUGCCACAGAGCUCUGGCCCCAGCCUCGGCCCCCCAUCACUUCCUAAGGAAUGGGGCUUGGUGUGUUUUCUGUGGGCAGAGCUCAAACCACUUGGAGCGAUAGCCCUUGGCACAAAAGUACACCCGCAAUAUUUUGGCCCAUGUUGCACAGAAGAAAUGAAAAGGUCAACAUAUCUCAUCUGGUAAAAUGUUUGUUGUUUUCUAAUAAAGCCACGUGUGGCAAAUCAGAAAGAGGAGAGCAGGGUCAAAAGUCCAUAAACCCCAGAGAUGCUUUUUCUGUUUCUUUCUCCUCUGGAACCCACUUAAGUAAUUUGAUGAAAGUGUCCAUGCGUUCUCUGACCUCAGAAUGCAAUCUUCCUUGGCUGGUGAGAAGUACCUGUAUCUUUGUAGCCCUCCUCAUUGUGUCUUUGACGUGCUGGCAUGGUGGCUACUUUUCACGUGGGCUCAAAGAUGAUAAAAAUCAACCUGACCCUCCCACUCAUGCUGGUUUCUAAGUCUUGGCGAUACCCAAGUAAAUAUUCUGGAUGAAAUAAAUACUCGGAAACAGUCUUCUUGGGAUACUUAGUGCUCAGAAAACAGGAAUUAAUUGAUGCUCUAGAGAAAGCAAAUCUUCCAGCCUUGAUACGGCCCUUGUGGAGGCUCUUACCUUCCUUCCAUGCUUGUUUAAUGGAAAUAGAUAAUAGCCAACGGUAGUUGCCUCUCGAUCCUAGUUGUUUAGGCUUUUCCUUUGGUGGUAUGCACCCUGCAUGUUGUCAAGUGCUCUCCAGACAGACAAGAGAAGUUCUCGGAUGAAAGAUAAUUUGGCAGCCACGCUAAUUUGCUGCUUUCUCCCCCUAGUCAGAGCACGCUUUCUGAAAACAGACUAAAGGAAGCUCUCAUUCUUUGUGAAGGCCAUGAGUAUCAAUAAGUCCAGAGUUUGAGGAUGAGUUGGUGCUGGGUAGACAGGGAGUAGAGCUUAUACUGAAGGCAUAAGGGGUAGUUACUUACAAAAUGUGGGGAAAGUUGAGGUCUCUGGAGAUGGCAUCAGUGCAUAAGGAGAAAAAGGAUUGGAGGGCAGACAGGAAAAUGGAACCUCUCAAUUUGUGAGCUCCAUGCAGUGAGGCCACCGAUACUUGACACUGUUCAGCUCCAGUAAUCUAGAUAUUAUUUUACGUGCCCAGUGGUUUGUGUGCCAUGUUCUGGCAGCAGCCAAUCAUGGUGAUUUUAAAGGAAUAAAACAUACAGCAUGUUUUUUUUUUUAAAUUUAUAAUUUGGCAAAUAAUAUCAUCUGCAUUUUAAAAUUUUAUAAAUGUUUAUUUUUAUAUCUUAUGGAACAGUCACAAUUUUCCUAUUUCUCUGGCCAUCCUCAUGUUUCCUCCCUUUGUCUUUAGCGUCAGCCGGGGAUGCUUCUGUCAUGAAGCCCGCGACAUCUCGGCCACCUCCCUGGAUUCUGCCCAUUCUGGCUCUUUUGUUGGCAUUGGGUUUAGGCCCAGAGUAAAGGUUUCACUGUGAUGACUGGCCAAUUUAGCAUCUCUUUAGAACAAUGUAAAACGUCUGGGCUUUGAAAAAAGAGGAGUUUAAACACCCGUUAGCCUCUUUGCCUGUUAUAUGUGUUUUUAGAAGAGGGGUUUUUCCAUUUUUCUUUCCAAAAAAUGGAUUAAAUACUUCAGUGCAUCCGGUUUGAUCCCACCCUGCUUCCCCUGAAGUCUAGAGCUCUUUGCAAUGUUAAGAAGUAUCAAAAACCUCAGUGCUCUGCUCCAAACCCAGGGCAGUGAGUGAGUCAAUUGGCCUGUUGCUUUAAAGUAUUUUAUAACGAGAUAGCAAGUACUCCUUUUGCUCCUCUGCCCAUCCCUGGGCCAUGUGCAAGGUGACCUUCAGACGCAAAUUAAUUUAUGCUUUAAUUCUAUGGUUCAAAUGAAGUGCUUCAAACUGCACAGCCCGUCAGUUUUUGUAGCCUAGUCGCAGGAGGCUGGACUAUUGCAUGCCCUUGAUUUCAUUUCUUUGCAGUUCAGGGGCUUGGCUUGCUGGUUCCCCCCAAAUUUAAGCGUGGGGUUGGGGCUUACAGCAAAGCCACUGGAUGCCCUGCUGACAUUCUUCCAGUCAUUCAGAGUCAAUGAUCUUAGGCCACUUUCAACUAGCUAGGGGGAUGGUCUCCUGGACAGAAAGGCGGGGAGUUCACCAGACAUUUAGGUUUCCAACGAAAACAUAAGAUCCUUCUAGAAGCAUUUGCUCCCUGUUCUGGGGUGAAAAAAAUUGAUGCCAAAGCUAUGGAAGGAAAUUAGAAAUUUUAGACUUUGAACUUAGAGGUUCCUUUCUCUUGGGUGCGUGUUUGCUAUUCCGCAAAGACUGGUUUCCCAUGGAGAAGGAAGGGCCCCCAAGAUAGCCCACUUGGAGCUCCCUUUCCCGGAUCACGGUUGCUAUGUUGGCCCGGCAUCAGGUGUGACAUCUCUGUGGCAGCAGAGAAAACCCCACAGUGCUUCUGAUACCUGCUUACCUUCCCACAUUUUCGUCAUUUGCCAGUUUGGGGUGUCUCACCCGAAACCAACACCACCCGUCUUGGUCUUUGUUUUUCCGUUUGUUUGUUUUUGUUUUCUUUGUACUCUCAGAAGACCUCCUGCACACUGAAUCCUGUGCCAAAUGUUUUCUUUCAGAGCCUGCUGUCGUCAUGGGGGGAUUCUACUUUCUCUGUGUAUGUUUUAUUUUCUCUUCGGGGGCUUGAUUUUUGUUGUUGCCUCUGGGUCUGCUGGCUUUGGGAUGGCUAUUCAUGUUUUCAGUGCUAAUUUAUAAAAAGGGAAAUCUACUAGUCACAGCUAUGUCCAGCCCCCAUUGUACUGGAGUGAAACCCCACCGUACAGGGGCCUUUUAAUAUUUUGUUUUCUUUUUUCUUUUUUGAAAACUGAGAAACAAAGCCCGAUAAAGUCCAAGAUGGAAAUGGGUCAAUUGUGGGCAGCAAACAUACGAGCAAAGUGAAAGUAGGAUGGUUGAGUUUCCCUGGAUACUGCUCUUUCGUCUUAAUGCCUUUUUUAUUCACACACAUACAACUAACUGGCAUCCCUACAAAAGGAGCAAACCCAUUUAGGACCAGAUGACAUUUACUUAUUUAUUUUGUCUACUUACAGUCAGAAAAGCGACUAUGGAAAGUGAUUUCCCUUUCCUGCGUCUCCAGUGGUGCCUGCAGGUCAUGAAGCCAUAUUUGCUUCCCUUUUAUUGACACCAGCAUAUCUUUCUUCCUCUGGGCCCUAUGCCAAAGGGGAGCUUGAUGGGGCCCUGUCCUGUUAAUGCUGCAAUGAGCAGAGUGUCAGCUAAAUUCCUCUUCUUUCUGGUGUAAUGAGAGACUGUUAGAGAUAUGGAGAAAUAUUCAAAUCUAAGGCGCUCCUUGGUGCUGCCAAUCAAAUCUAUUCAUCAGAAAUGAUCCAACAGGGGUCUAGAGAAAUCAACCAGGGAAGAGGAAACCAGGACACUCUUCAAAAGAGUCACUUUUCUGAUGAAAGUUGGACUUUAAGACAAAAAAAGAGCAGUGUCUCUGAAGAGCAGUAUUGCCUUAAAUUCGUUUGACUUCUCAGUCAAACACAUCUGACUUAACUGUGAGCCCCAGCCAGCUCUCUAGUAUUUUUGCUCAGGGAGGGCGGGGGCAGCCCCUCCAUUACAUAGGACAUCUUCCUCCUGGGAGUUGCAAGCAUGUUGCAAAGUGUACUGUUGUGUAAUUCAUCCCUAUGUGUUUCAUUUCUUUGAUCUUUUGAAUUAAUUAUUCAAUGAACAAAUACCUUUUGGAGGAAGAAAUUCAAUGCCAUUGUAUACACAGUUAUGAAGGGGCUAAUAGGUAGCAGUCGUUAUUCUUGGCACUGAGGAUACAAACAUAAAAGUGAAACAGUCCCUGCCCUCAAAGAGCUUAUGUUCUACUGAGGAGCAACAUGUACACAGUAAGAAAAUAUAAACUGAAUGAAUGUAGUGAUACCUUCAAGAGGUAGAAAUGUUCAGUGACCUGAGUCUCUCGCAUUUCAGAUAAUCAGUUUCAGAAUGAUUGAGUUUCGAUAGCACCCAUUAAGGCAUCUCUUUAAGUUCUUUGUUCUCUUUUUGGUGACUUCUUACUCACCUUAGGGAGGUAGGAAUGAAUGAACUCAUUUUAUUUCAAGUGGAAGAAUUAUGAAUAUAAAGAAGACCCCCACCAUUAUUCCUCAUAGGCAAAAAUUGGCCAAAUUUUUUUCUCAGAUGGAGUGAACCCAAGUUUGUUUUGAAAGUUCUAUCAGUGCCACACCAAAAAAAAAAA